Molecule: messenger RNA, 207 nt
Organism: Schistosoma turkestanicum
Lineage: Eukaryota; Metazoa; Platyhelminthes; Trematoda; Strigeidida; Schistosomatidae
Source: the annotation of a GenBank genome assembly
AUGACUGAUUGUUGGCCUACAGUUAGAGGUGUUGCAAUGAACCCUGUUGAACAUCCCCACGGUGGUGGUAACCAUCAACAUAUUGGUAAACCAUCUACUAUCCGACGUGACGCAUCACACGGUCGCAAAGUUGGUCUGAUAGCUGCUAGACGAACUGGGCGUAUUCGUGGUACUCGUGUAAUUACUUCGAAAUCCGACAAAGAAUAA